GAAUCAGCCAGAGUGAACUAUAUUGAUAAUAUAGUAUAUUUGAUAGAAGCAAAUUAAAACAAGUUGAGUGACUAAUAAAGUUCUUUUUAGAUAAGUCAUUACACAAAUAUAAUAAAGUGAGUUAUUGCUAAGUUAUUAAAAAUAACUGCAAUUACCCGAAAUGGAUCGCCGAGCUCAGCGUCACCAUUAUAUGAGGAAUGAAUAUCGUGGAAAAAAAUACGUCCGAAAGUCUAAACAAAAAAAUGUAAAUCACAUCAUAAGAACUAAAUUUGGUCCGCGAGAUUACUCGAAUUACUCCGAAGUGUCAGAUGUAUCAUCAAUGAAGGAAACUGAUUAUUCUAGUGAAUCAGAUUUUGAUGGGUUUGAUACUUCGAUUGAUGAUAAACAAGCUGAUCGAAUUAACUGCUUGGACCAGUACAUUCUCAAUGCGGAAGGGCAUGUGUUGUCAAAUAAUGUAAAUUCAUCGCUAGUAAGGAUAAUCACAGAUGUUAUUACAAACGAAAUGGAAACACAACGACCCAUUAAUGAUAGUAACGAUGAAGAUGUAUCUAUGCCCGAGGAAAAAGUACCACGGAUCGAUGAGAAUGCGAAUGAUACUGAAACAAUCAGUAGUCUAGAACCUACAGAGUUUAACGACUUCCAGUCCGAGAAUUCUUUCAAUGCGACUAAAAAUCCUUUGAAAUUUAUGCCUGGGCUUGAAACAUCAGAUGCCCUGUUUAUCAUCUUAAAUUUUUACAUUAGGCAUAGACUCACUCAGGAGGCUUUGGUAGAUUUACUCAAGCUGCUCAAUAUUAUUACUGGAGUGAAAAAUUUCCCGGAAAAUUUUGAAACAUUCUCAAAUGCAUUUCCUGAUCCGUACGACACUUUUCGAGUAUACUUUUGUGCAAAUUGCCAAUGUGAAGUUGGAAGCCAAGCCCCCCCUAAGGGUAUCAUUUGCUCUGUUCCUGGAUGUAAUUCCAUGAAUUUUGAUUUUUUUGUGGUAUUACCUAUCGAAAAGCAACUACAAGAAACGGUUCGAAAAUAUAAAGUGGAGAUAGAAGAAUACGAACAAUCAGUUCAUGAAGAGAAUAUACCUAGCUGACAUCAGUCGAGGAUA
This is a messenger RNA of Armigeres subalbatus, 1096 nucleotides long. RefSeq lists its product as uncharacterized. Bases 161 to 1081 code for a protein of 306 amino acids. The record is from RefSeq and is a predicted model, not a curated record. NCBI's taxonomy places the organism in Eukaryota, Metazoa, Arthropoda, Insecta, Diptera, Culicidae. The transcript is spliced from 4 exons.